ACACCAUUAAAGGCGGAAAUAGAGGAAUAUUUGAUAUAUUUCGGAGUGAUCUGUGGUGUAGCCCUUUUCAUUAAGGUGUUCAACAUUUGCUAUCUAUACAAGUAUGGAUUUCAGACAGACUCUGGUAACACGGAAUCAUCAACAUGGCAAGAACUAAAGGACUUCGCAAGGAACAACCGAUGUCUUGUAAUAGGUUUUGCAGUAUUCAUCAUAUUUGGAUUGUUGAUCUCAUUGGGGAUUUUGAUUACUGGGACUCGUCUUUACUUUGAUGAUAUACUGGGACAUAAAGACAUCAAAGUUCUCUUUACGCAUAUCUAUAUCUUUGGAAAAGAUGUGACGUCAUGGGUCUCUAUAAUGUCUAAGGUCAUGGUCAGUACCGGCUGCGUUUCCUUCGUCAUCUUCUGUCUUGGAAUCGUGAGCGUAUUUCUUGGAGUGGCACGAAUGUACUACGUGGCAGUACUCGCUUUAGUGACGUCCCUGCUGUUCAAACUGAUUUCCAUUUUAUUGUGGAUUCCAGUCCGAGUUUCAUUUGACUGGGAUCUACGUGGAGAGAUGUAUAGUGCUUUACAUGCAUAUUACAAAACAGAUAAUGCAAGUCCGGGUAUUGAUAAGUAUCUCAGCGAUAAUAAUCUAGGCUUUAACACCCUGUUUUACCAGGGUAAAUGCUGUUUGCUACAAUCAAGUGUAUUCACAACUCUUAGAUCAACGCUUGUUUUAUGGAGAGAUUGGCCCUGGACGUGCUAUCCCUGCGAAUAUGAGAAAGGUGUUCGCUGGCAAAUUUUGCAGUCUCAUUCUACCGCUAUGUGUCCCGGUGUAUCGGCGUAUACUGAGGAAUGUACCACUACUGUUCUGGAUUCCACACUGCAUCGGUACGACACGACAGCAGUAGUUUUUUCCGCCAUUAUGAUCCUUCUGGAGGUGCUGUUGAUUAUAAUCCUGGAUAGAGCCUACAAGGUUCGAGUGGAUCCAAAAGAGGGAGAACAGGCCAGGGGACUUUUUUCAAGUCUUUUCUUAAACAAUAGAUUCAUCAAUGAUACAACGAUGCCGAAAUGUAAAUACUUUGCAUUGGGACUCUGUUUGUUUAAAGUUGUGUCAUUACUGUUGGAAGUUAUAAUGACCGUUGGUAUCAUCUUGGAGAAAUUUGAACCUGGAUAUUUUGAUGGUACGGAACAGGAAUUCCUUAAUGACGUUUUCUCCGGUGACAUCAGCCUCGGAUACGUUACGCAUGCGCUUGGAAUGUUACUUUUGACCCUGACUGUCAUUUCUUUUGUACUCAAUCUUUUCACGAUCAUUGCGGUGUUGCGAAAAUGGAAGUAUUUUCUAUUUGCACUUUUAUUCGUGACAAUUGUAUUGUGGGCCUGUAACGUUGUGAUUCUUGGACUUCUGAGUCGGGUGCUAGACGUGGCUUAUUGCUGCGAUAAGUCUCCGAACUGCUCCUACAGAACAGAUACAGACUCGGACUCAUUUCAACAGUUCUGUACCAAGGUAUACCACGAUAAAAUACACAAGGUCAUCGGCGUGUCUAUUGCCUACGUCAUCACCAUGAUAAUCUUACAGGUUGUGUGUGUUGUGUUAUCGGACCGACUGUACAAACGCCUUCAGGAACAGUCGGAUCAGGAUAAAGAUGCUUCCGGAAUAUUGUCUUCCGUCUGGACCGCUUCCACCAACAACAGAUUCAUCAACCAAAACCGGAUGCCAAACUUCACAAAUCUUGCCGCUAUUUUUAUGUCGUUUAAGGGAAUAACAAUGAUACAUUUACCAAAGCACUUAUCAGAACAGGUUUGCGAACUCGUGGUGUCCAUUGGAAUCAUACUACAGAAGUUUAGUCCAGACUAUUUCUACACGACCGAGAUGGUUUACCUCAACGAUAUCUACUCGGGCGACUUAACCCUAGGUUACGUCAUCCACGUCACAGCCAUCGUCAUGUUUUGCGUCAUUUUGUUGUCUCUGGGGCUCGGUGUACUAGGAGUAAUAGCCGUGUAUAAAGGCUGGCGGAGAGUGAUGAGUGUAAUUGUUAUACCGACUCUAGUACUGACUAUUGUAGAACUGAUUUGUCUUGGAUUGCUGUCUUUAGUUUUGUCGGUUGCGUACUGCUGUGACUACGGCUCUGCCUGCACCUUCCGUACCCACGGGAACUCGCCUCCUCUUGAAGAUCUUUGCAAGCACGGUUUCCAGGGAGCUGUGUUCAAUGUGGUCGGAUCUUUUAUCGGAUUCAUUGUCGCUCACCUCGUACUACAGGUAGUUGCUCUGUGUCUGGCAGAUAGAAUCUACAAAAGAAUGUCCAUAAAAGAAGCCCCAGAUGAUCCAUCUUAUGGAAUGUUUCAAAGCAUUCUGAUAUCCAUGGUCAACAACAGAUUCAUUAACCAAGAGCGGAUGCCGAACUACACAGUUUUGGCAGCGGUUUUUAUGACGUUGAAGGGGAUAGCAAUGGUUGGCGAACUUGUUGUGUCCAUCGGAAUCAUACUACAGAAGUUUAGUCCAGACUAUUUCUACACGACCGAGAUGGUUUACCUCAACGAAAUCUACUCGGGCGACUUAACCCUUGGUUACGUCACCCACGUCACAGCCAUCGUCAUGUUUUGCGUCAUCGUGCUGUCUCUGGGGCUCGGUGUACUAGGAGUCAUAGCCGUGUAUAAAGGCUGGCGGAGAGUGAUGAGUGUAGUUGUUAUACUGACCCUAUUAUUGAGCAUAACAGAGGGGAUCUGUCUUGGAUUAUUGUCUCUAGUUUUGUCAGUCGCGUACUGCUGUGACUACGGAUCGUCCUGCACCUUCUACGCAUCCUCAUCUACGCUUUCCUUAGAAAACCUUUGCAAGCACGGUUUCCAGGGAGCUGUAUACAAUGUGGUCGGAACUUUUAUCGGAUUCAUUGUCGUUCACCUCGUACUACAGAUAGUCGUUAUGGGUCUAGCAGAUCGAAUCUAUAAAAGAGUAUCAACGAAUUUGAAUAAAGGAAUUGAUAUCAAAGAUCAUGGACUAUUUCGAACCAUUCUCAGGAAGUUCGUCAACAACAGAUUAAUCAACCAGGAGAAAAUGCCUGAUUUCACACUGAUGGCAUUCGUUUACGUAGCCGGCAAUAUACUUAUGACUGCGAUAGACAUUUCGGCCUGGAUAGCGAUAUUAUUGUACGUUGUAAGAUACGACAGUCAGCUGGACGGGAUGUACGUGGGUACGCUAUACCUGGCCGAGAUGACGCGAGGAGCGAGCAUCACACUGCUUGUGAUCAUUCCCAUUUCAUCAAUAUUCAACGUGUGCAAAGUGGUCUGGUGUGUCAUUAAAUAUGAUACGGGUUUACUGUGGAGUACACUGCCCGAGAUAUUGCGUCUGGUUGUUGACAGCGUCAUCUUGGGCCUGUAUGCACAACUAUUGGAGAGUAUCAGGUUAUCGGAUAGAGACAUCUACCGAGGGAUGUAUGGACUGACGCUGGCAUACCUGUGUGUUAAUAUAGCAGCUCAGCUCGUUUUGUUUGCAAUUAAAGACCGUUUGCAUAAACGAAUAGAAACCAGCUCCUCAGUAACGGAUUCCUCAGGCUUGAUAACACGGCUUUGGAGAGCGGUUGUUAGACACAGAUUUUUUGAAACAGAUUCAGGGAAAACAAAUAAGACCGCCCUUGGCUUUUGUUUCCUUUCCUGUUGUCUUGUGGUGUGGGAAAUAGCUGUGUGGGUAGCUGUUCUACUACAAGCAGAAAGUCCGGGGUAUCUACAUGGCACGUUCCGCACAGAACUAGGCCAAGAGUACGAUGAUGAUUCCUUUUGGCGCCUUCUUGUCACGUUGCUGGUUUUGGAGUGGUUCUACGUCAUCUUCCACGUAGUUACUGUCAUCGCCGUCAUCAAAAGGCGCAGGCCUUUUCUGUAUGGUGCAUCUGGUCUACUGUCAUGCAUACUUGUUUCUGACUUGGUGACGUCAGGAAUCGCGUCAGACUGGCUUGAUAAGGCAUAUAACUGUUCCUCGUCAUCAAAGUUCUGCAGUACGCACGUAUCUAAAUUGUAUGAGUUGUGUGGCGUCUUCAUCGGCCUCAACAUCGUACACCUGUGUCUUGUGGGAAUACUGUUAGGCCUGUGUAUUUACCAGCUAUGUAUAUCAGCCGUCUCGACAAAAAUAUCUUCUAUUGGCGAAGACGUGAAAAUGAAACCCUCGAAGCAAACAGAUCAAAAAGACGGUGUGAUAUCCUCUACGCGGCCUCUGACUAGCUCCAGUGUGGGAUCCGUAUCGAGCAUUACAGACAAUUAAAGUAUUCAUAUAAAUGUGAUGUAGGGUUACUGUUUUGAAUGUGGUGGAUGUUUAACUGUUUUAACUGUGUGUGGUGGAGGUUAAACUCUUUUAAAUGUGAUGUAGGGUUACUGUUUUAAAUGUGGUGGAUGUUUAACUGUUUUAACUGUGUGUGGUGGAGGUUAAACUCUUUUAAAUGUGAUGUAGGGUUA
Molecule: messenger RNA, 4418 nt
Organism: Mizuhopecten yessoensis (Yesso scallop)
Lineage: Eukaryota; Metazoa; Mollusca; Bivalvia; Pectinida; Pectinidae
Exons: 39
Coding region: 355-4227 (1290 amino acids)
Source: RefSeq, a predicted model, not a curated record